Ceraceosorus bombacis is the source of this 268-nucleotide messenger RNA. The record is from the annotation of a GenBank genome assembly. Lineage: Eukaryota; Fungi; Basidiomycota; Exobasidiomycetes; Ceraceosorales; Ceraceosoraceae.
AUGCUUCCGCCAGCUUCGCAAGUGUGACUGACGAGAGCAAACCAAAGCUCUGCGAACCUGUAGGCGACAUCAGACUGAUGUGCGGCAGCGCUUGCAGCGGCCGAUCAAGUUGGACGACGGGUUGGAUGCCUCGCCGCUUCUUCUCCAUCCAAUGGCGCCAGAGCGCGAUGAAGAAAGGUUUGAUCUUUUCGAUGCUAAAGAGAAAGAGCAAAAUUUGUGGGAUGACGCCGUCGUGUAUUCACUGCACGCCAGCGCAGAAAACACAUAG